Messenger RNA from Papaver somniferum (opium poppy), 795 nucleotides. RefSeq names its product putative F-box protein At3g10430. NCBI's taxonomy places the organism in Eukaryota, Viridiplantae, Streptophyta, Magnoliopsida, Ranunculales, Papaveraceae. The record is from RefSeq and is a predicted model, not a curated record. Bases 1 to 795 code for a protein of 264 amino acids. The transcript has a single exon.
AUGUAUAACAAGACAACCAGGGAUAUUGCUCUCUGGAACCCUGCUACGAGGCAAUUUAGACCUCUUCCGAAGUCGUCAAAUGGAAACCCCAAGGUUGGGUAUUACCAUACUGAUUUUGUUGGUAUCGGUUUUGAUGUUGAAACCAAGGAUUACAAGGUGAUAAAAGUCUCUUCUCUCGAGCCCAAAACAAAACAAGCAGCGUUACCGCUGGACCGCUUGCCCGAAGUUCAGAUAUACUGCCUAAGUACUAAUUCUUGGAGGUUGAUAGACUCAGAUUUCCCUGCUCAUUGCUGUAUCCCAUUAAUUGGAAGGAGUUUGAAUGGCAUUUAUUUCCGUCAAGGUGUGGACUACACUCCAGCAGAUCCUAUUAAGCGAGUGAUUUUGUCAUUUGACUUGUGCAAAGAAAAAUAUCAAAGAGUACUACUACAGAUUCCAGAAAAUAACUUGGUUCAGUUAGAAUCAAUAGGUGAUAAACUAGCUUGCAUUACGGCCACUAUGGGAUGUUUUGGACAAUACAAGGUAUGGAUGUUGAAUGAUUUUAAUACGACCAAGGAGCUGUGGACUGAGAUUUAUAAAUUUGAACUUAGAUUUUCUCGUAUCCUUUCAAUUUCUUGGAAUGGAAAGUUUGGUUUACUUAUGGGCAAUACUUUGGUAUUGCACAACUUAGUUACUGGUGAGUUUAAGAAUUUUGGUUUUGGGGGAAUAAAUAUGUAUGCUCUUACGGCUAAUAUCUAUAAGGAAAGCCUCGUUUCUGUCCAUGCAAAUGGUUCAGCAACUAAAGCUAUCUCCAGCUAA